AUGAAGGACAAAGUUUACACCAUCCCAGAGGAAAAUGAGAUAGCUGACGACGAAGAUCUUGACUUGCAAGGAGAUGUUAUGCGAGGCGUGGAUCCCCAUAAACUUCUAGAGUCGAAACCAGUCUUUGGACACUACUUGACUAUCGAACCAUGGUCACCUGAUUUCUCCACAACCCAACCCCAACCCAACGAAGUAACAGCUUGGAUCUGUCUCCCUGGUUUCCCAGUUACACUCUACAAAAGAAGUCUUAUCAUUGAAAUUUGCGAGUGUAUUGAUCCUGUUGCGCGAAUUGAUUAUCAAACUGAUAGCGGACGUCGAGGCCGCUUUGCUAGAAUGGCUAUCACCUUAGACAUAAAUAAGCCUUUGAUCUCCAAGAUUCUUAUCAGCGAACGGGUACAAAUCGUUAAAUAUGAAGCUCUUCCCCAUAUUUGCUUUAUAUGCGAAAAAUAUGGGCAUGGCUCGGAGAUGUGCCCGUCGACCAAUAUCAACAAACAAACCGUGACACCUCCACCAACCGUGACACCUACUCCACCAAAGGAACUAUCGACUGAUAAAGAAUAA
Molecule: messenger RNA, 561 nt
Organism: Hibiscus syriacus
Lineage: Eukaryota; Viridiplantae; Streptophyta; Magnoliopsida; Malvales; Malvaceae
Exons: 2
Coding region: 1-561 (186 amino acids)
Source: RefSeq, a predicted model, not a curated record